Messenger RNA from Triplophysa rosa, 1679 nucleotides. It is a transcript of the gene tpgs1, whose product is annotated as tubulin polyglutamylase complex subunit 1. Bases 106 to 921 code for a protein of 271 amino acids. The record is from RefSeq and is a predicted model, not a curated record. Gene Ontology annotation, molecular function: microtubule binding. NCBI's taxonomy places the organism in Eukaryota, Metazoa, Chordata, Actinopteri, Cypriniformes, Nemacheilidae. The transcript has 2 exons. Gene Ontology annotation, biological process: protein polyglutamylation.
AUGUGUCCAUAGCAACCGUCUCUUUCGUAGAGGCGUUUAACCGAACCACGAUGUUUUAGUUGGCAAAAGGGGUCAUUUAAAGGCAGAACCAGACGAAAGGAACCGAUGGCGGAGAAGCGCAGGUCCGGUCCCGUGAUGUCCGAUCCGAAAGCAGCCAAAUGCGAGACGGACCACGAGUUUCUAUCUCAAUCCGGGGUCAGCGCGCUGCUCAGAGGGGCUCUGCUGAAACUGGUCGAGUCCAGAUCCGAGGACCCCAUCGGCUUUCUGGCCGAACAUUUCGGUCAUUUGUCGUCGGAGGUGGAUGAUGGAGGUUCGGAGAAUCUGACCGUGAGCAGAUCGCUGUGGCACCUGAGUCUGUCCCAUCACUCGCAGAGAUCUGCAUUCAACAAUAACGUCCGAGUGGCGUAUGAGCUUCUGACGCAGAGCGCCCCCCGUCGCCGCCGCACCGGAGGGGUCCGUGGGGUCGUGUACACGGAGGUGCUCCGGUGCCUGUGCAGUGAGGGCGGGCUCUCCGGUGCCAGCGCCGCACCCCUCCUGCAAUGCAUCCAGUGUCACGAUUACGAGGCCGUGCCCUUCGAGCUGUUCCGGCAGGGUGUGCUCACAUGCUCCGUGUUCGCAGACUACAUCCGUAAGUCUCAGUGCCUGUACGCGGCGGUGGCCAGAGCUCCGGACAGACCCGCGGAGAGAGCGCUGUGCCAGGCCGUGCUCGCCACCCUCCAGGAGGCGCUCGAGACGGCCGACGGGCCCGACGUGGCACGUUACCUGGAGGCCAGCGCUAAGAUCUCGCCCGCCAAGCUGGCGCAGGCCAUGGCAGAGGCUCGGCCCCCUUCACAACAGCAGGAGGGUCCCACCAUGGACGCUCAGGAGUUUGAAGAUGCUGCAGCUGCACUCUUCAUAGCUCGGGUGCGAAAGGUCACUUGAAGGCCUUCGCUUGCAUGGAGAGAGCUUUUGAAGACUAGCCUAAACGUUCUGGAAUUUACGACAUCAUCACGUGAGUUACUGGAUUCGGGAUUGUGCAGUCGGAAUUUGAACACGGUCCAGUCUGCGGCUCAUUCUGGUGACAGAGAACAUCAGGCUGACAUGAGAAGUGAUGCAGUGCUCUGGUGCCGGGACGGAAAUCACGCUUUAACCUCAGCUUCAUUUACUGUUUGUGAACUUUGAGAGUUGUGAAGAGGGAAAUGAAAGUGAAAAUUUUGUUUGGCCGUUUCUUUUCACCUUCAUAACUUUUGCUUUAGCUUGUCUGAAUGAAUUGAAUCCAGGUUCAGUAUUAUUAAAGCUUAAAGGGACACUUCACCCAAAAAUGAAAAUUCUGUCAUCAUUUACUCUCCUUCGAGUUGUUCCAAAUCUGUAUAAAUGUCUUUGUUCUGAUGAACACAGAGAAAGAUAUUUGGAAGAAUGCGUAUAACCAGACAGAUUUUGACUCCCAUAGUAGGAAAAAUUCAAUGGUAGUGUAUAGUGCCCCAGAUCGGUUUGCUGUCCUACAUUCUUCAAAAUAUCUUCUUUUGUGUUCAACAGAACAAAAAAAUUAUAAUGGGCGAAAAACAAGCUUUAUAACACGCCUCAUAGUCGAGCAAACUUUAUUAAAUGUGCUUUAUUUUACACUCUAAAUGAAAUCACUAUAAGAUCUAGAUAUUUACGCGCUGUAUAUACUAAAUGGAACCUCAAAACUGAUGAGAAUG